This is a messenger RNA of Carya illinoinensis, 832 nucleotides long. Its product is annotated as 60S ribosomal protein L9. Gene Ontology annotation, biological process: cytoplasmic translation. The transcript is spliced from 4 exons. Lineage: Eukaryota; Viridiplantae; Streptophyta; Magnoliopsida; Fagales; Juglandaceae. The record is from RefSeq and is a predicted model, not a curated record. Bases 186 to 767 code for a protein of 193 amino acids. Gene Ontology annotation, molecular function: rRNA binding; structural constituent of ribosome. Gene Ontology annotation, cellular component: ribosome; cytosolic large ribosomal subunit.
UCCCCUGAAAUAAAAUUAAAGAAGUCAAGAGUAAUAAAUGCAGAAGGGCUUUGGAGAAUCCGAAGGACGUAGGAGAUGGUUAGAGCUAGCUAGCUGACGGCGACAUAUAUUUGCUCCUUAAAUCCUACAGGUUUUUGCCUCCAUUUUCUUCGCCUCGCUCAGACUCAGAGAGCAACAGAGCGCAAAUGAAGACCAUUCUCUCGUCGGAGACUAUGGAUAUCCCAGACGGCGUAAAAAUCAAGAUAAACGCCAAGAUCAUCGAGGUGGAGGGUCCGCACGGUAAACUCAUCCGCAACUUCAAGCACCUCAAUCUAGACUUUGAUCUCAUCACUGACGAGGCUGGCAAGAGAAAGCUGAAGAUUGAGGCCUGGUUCGGAUCCCGGAAGACCUCUGCGGCGAUCCGUACUGCUCUCAGCCACGUCGAGAACCUCAUCACCGGCGUCACCAAGGGCUAUCGGUACAAGAUGAGGUUCGUGUACGCUCACUUCCCCAUCAACGCUAGCAUCACCAACACUAACAAGUCCAUCGAGAUCCGUAAUUUUUUGGGUGAAAAGAAGGUAAGAAAAGUGGACAUGCUUGAUGGGGUGUCAAUUCUCCGUUCUGAAAAGGUCAAGGAUGAGCUAGUAUUAGAUGGGAAUGACAUUGAACUCGUAUCUCGGUCUUGUGCCUUGAUAAACCAGAAAUGUCACGUGAAGAACAAGGAUAUCCGAAAGUUUCUUGAUGGUAUCUAUGUCAGUGAGAAGGGAACCAUCUUUGAGGAGGAGUAAUUGAUGCUUGAAUAGGAUAUGUACUCUUCAAUAUGUACUCUUCAAUUAAGACAAUAUUUGCUUCA